AACAUGGCCCUGUAAAUAAAUGACUUCAUUAGAAAUGUGUUAAUAAUCUAAUAAAGAAAACGUCAGAGUGAGUCACUAUGAUGGAGAGGGAGAGAGAGAGAGAGUGUGUGUGUGUGUGUGUGUGCGUUCAGUCUCUCUCUCUCUCUCUCUGACUCACUCUGUCUGCUCUCGGAUCGGUCAGCAGCUCUCUGUGUCUCUCUGUGCAUGUCUUCUCUUCUUCUUCUUCUACUUCUUCUCUUCUUCUCUUCGUCCUGCCUACAUCCUCCAGCCGCCGACGUCAGUGGAACGUUUCAAUCCCUUCUGAUAUUCAGGUUAAUCUGAUUAUGAAGAUUCCCUCUGAGACGCCUCUUUGUCAAUGACGGCCAAGAUGGAGACUCCUUUCUACCACGACGACUCCCCCACCGUCCCUGGCUACAGCCAGAUCGCAGAAUACGAACGUUACCCGGGAAACAAGAUGCUGAUGAGUAAGAAGGUCAUGUCAAUGGCGGGCAAUCAUCACUUUGGCGGUGGUGCAGCGGUAGGGAGGGGCGGGAACCCCAACAACCUGGGGCUCACUGGCAACAGCUCCCUGAUGACAUCAGCCGCACCCUCGGCGGACAUGAACCUGCUGAAACUGGGGUCCCCCGACCUGGAGCACCUGAUCAUCCAGUCCAACCAGGGUUUGGUCACCACUAGCCCUGUGUCCAAUUCCACCAACCCAUUCAUGUACCGCAACCAGGCCACCAACGAGCAAGAAGGAUUUGCUGAUGGCUUUGUCAAAGCGCUUGCUGACCUUCACAAGCAGAACCAACUGGUGGGAGGCGGCCCCAUGUCCCCAUCUUCAUCCUCCACUGUCUCCCUGCAGGCAUCCUACCAGAGGAACCUGAUGUCCAGUGGGGACAUGCCAGUCUACACCAACCUCAGCAGCUACAACCCAGGUCAGAUGGUGUACUCUGGAGCGCAGAUGGCGUACGGUAGUGGUUCGGGACAUGGUGGUGGCGGAGCCCCUCAGCAUCACGCCCGAGGCCUGGACACCCCUCAGACCGUCCCUGAGGUGCCUCACCCGGCGGGCGACCCCACGUCGCCACCUUCCCUCUCCCCGAUUGACCUGGAGACGCAGGAGCGAAUUAAGGCGGAACGCAAGAAGCUCCGCAACCGCAUUGCCGCAUCCAAGUGCCGCAAGCGGAAGCUAGAGCGGAUCUCACGGCUGGAGGAGAAGGUGAAGGUCUUGAAGAGCCAGAACUCUGACCUGGCCUCCACUGCUGCCAUGCUGCGGGAGCAGGUCGCUCAGCUCAAACAGAAGGUCAUGAGUCACGUGACCAAUGGCUGCCAGAUUGCCGUCGGAUCGGCCACCAAGUCCAACGGUGGAGGUGGGGGCACCGCCAGCGAGGACUCCAGCUGCUGAAGCGGCGGGACAUGGGGUGUGAAAAUAAGCCGAGAGGCCAAGGGUUUACUUUUACGAUUUUGGCGUUUCGCUCGCACUCUCGGUCAGAGCGAGCAGAGAUUGAGGUGUCAACGACGCCUCAGCAGGACAGAUGGAUGUUUAACGGGAUUUAUGUAGCCCCGUAAACCACCGUCAGUCAGUCAGCCAGAGAUGGAGUCCCUGAAGUUCAAAUUUGGAUAAUUUGAAUGUUGACUAGGAUUUUUUCAAAGACAUGGUGACAGAUUUCAUUUGAAGAGACUGUUUAGAAGCAGGGUUUGACAUGUUUGAAGAGAAACAUUUAUUGGAUAGGUGAAAUGAAUUCAUGGACAGAUUAUCAAGUUUCCGGUACAAAAGAUUUUGUACGGUUUGAACAGCUCAUGACAAUAUUCUUUAUUUUCAGAUUACAUCUCGGUUAAUAAAGUGUACUGGAAAUUGUGGGAAUUAUUUCCGAGCAAUGAUUUUUUUUUUUCAUUUUUAGUAAAAACAUUGUUUGAAUAAAUCACGUUAAAAUGAACAUUUUUUUACAGUGAAGAUAACGAUUUAUGUGGAAAACAGUAUCAAGUAAUCUGAUUACUUAAAGCUACAGAAUGAGGUCUGUAAUUUGAAUAUUCUUGUCAUAAUUUCUGAUAAUCAGUGUUUUCAAAUUUACAGCAGUUGAUGCUGCAGUUUGUUCUGUAAUCUGAUUACAGUAUUCUCUUUACUUUUUACAUCCAACUGUGUGUUAACGCACCUAAAUCACUUAAAAACAGAUCCACUUUGAUAACUCAGUUUUUACAGUAACUCUUCAUGGUAACUGUGAUAGAUUAAUGUAAUCUGAUUACUACAAUCUCUUGUCUGUAACUGAAGUUCAGCUGUGGUUGGUAAUAAUCCAGUGACUUUUCAAUUGUGUUUCUGUGUUUUCUGUCUGUUGCUGCUGGAAGUCAGAAAACCUUAAAAGUUAGAGUUUGAAGUUCUGUUGUUCUGCUCUUCUGGUGGAAACUUUUCUCACUUUCUCUGGAUCUUUCGGGAAUCAGGGCUGAAGGGAAAUGUUCAAUUUCAGAUCUGCCAGUGAGGACGACUGCAUGUGGUUCGAGUGUGGAAAGCAGACUCAUGUUUACUUUAAUUUAAAUUAAUGAGAGUUUUAAUCUCUCAUUUAGAUUUAGAUUUUUUACUUUUCAACUAGUAGAAUAAAACCCUGGUGUGGGGAAAGAAUUUCACUUCCGACAGCAGUUUAAAAAAAACUUACGUCUACGUAUUUGACUGGUUGUUUACAUUCAUAGUUUCUAUAGCAGAAGAAAUCUUAUUAUUAAUGUAAAUGAAGAUGAAAAAUAAUGCUUCAUAUCUCAUUUAUUUUCAUUUCACAUAAUAUUGUGCAAACAAGGUAUGACUAUUGAAUUAUAUUUAUUAUUUUGAUAAUAAUAAUGUUAAUACUUGUUAUUCCUUUACCUACAGUACACAGUAAAAAGUAUAAUUUCACAACUCAAUUUAUUUUGUUUUGUUUCUUGCAGGUUUGUAUGGAAGCACAUUUCUGUCAAGGAAAGAGAAAAAAGAUGAAAUGUUAGGAAUGAUGAAAAUAAAAAUACUCAUAAUCUUAUAUGUCAGGAUUUGAACAACUAUUUUGUCAUUUUGACUUAAAAAAUAUAAACUUUUUUACUUUAUUUUUUACUUUACCUUGCUUUCUUCCUCCCUGGCAGUAAUGGGCUUCCACAGAUUAAAGACUUUAUAAAAGGCAGAACAGUAUCUCUGCCGCUGGUUCUAGUGUACAGAACAUUCCUUAUGGAAGUUGAUUUUGUUUACGCAAACAUUUUCUCAGGGGAAUAUGAUGUGUUCCACCUGCUUUGGUAAGAAAACACCUUUAAGACUCCAUUUCAGGUUAAAUUACUUAAUAACUUGGAUAUAUUUUUGUAGUGUAAAAAAGAAAGAAAGAAAGAAACAAAUAAACAAAACUAAAAACAAACAGAAAGAAGCAGAGCUCUAAAGCCUAGCUGUGGCCCUUAAGGGGUUCUUGAGGUCUAUGAGGAUAUUUCGGAGGUUCUUGAGGGAGCUCCUUAUGUCUCUGAUGAGGUUGUAGAGGUUUCUGAAGGGGUUUCUAAAGACCUUGAUGAGAUUAUAGAGAUCUUUGAUGGGGUUUCAAGUCCUUUAGGAGGUUGUAAAGGGCCUUGAGGGGGUUCCUGAGGUCUGCCAGAAGUCAGCAGAGGUCCUUGAGAAGGGUAAAGAUGGCCUUGGGGAUGGAGUAACGCUCUUAAUGGGGAGGUUAAUAGAGGUCCUUGAGUAGGUUCCUGAGGUCCUUGAGGAGGUUGUAGAGAUCAUUGAGUGAGCUCACCGCUAACAGAGACUGAAGCAUCAGUACUGUUGCCAUGGUUACCUGCAGUGUAGUAUAGUUUAAGGUCUGAUUUAGAACAGUGGUUCAACUGUACUAUGUUUGAAAAGUCCAUAUAAGAUUUUAGCAGGCACCUGUCAGCCAAUCAGAGAACAGGAUAUUGUGUUGCUGUGAUAUAAUGAAAACACUCACACUUUUGAGAGUGUGAUAUUGUUCAAUAACUGCACAUUUUCUCACUUUACUCAAGUUAUUUGUGUGAAUACACCUCAGAUGGGGAAAAAACUGACAGAUCGGCCCUUUAAUAUCUCAGUCCACGGGCAAAUUCACUAAACAAAAUAUAAGUAGACGUGUUGUUGUUAAUGCAGUGUGAUACUAAUGAUCCCUUUAUUUUUUUGUCCAGUCAAAACUUCUGUGUUAUGUUACAGUUUGUAAAUUGCAGACAGAAAAACAUGUAACUGCAAAGAAAGAAAAUAAAUCAGAUUUUUUAUGAAAAUAUAAAGCUCCGCUAUUCUACAGACAUCAGAGUUUAAACUGAACAUUAAUACUCAAGUAUAAAAACACAGUUUCAGUUGCAGUGAUGUGUUUUCUGUCUGACAAAUGAACUUUCAAAAAUACUGUUGUGAUCUUGGAGCAAAUAUUUAUUUUUUUUAUCUUGAACGAGACUUUUGACAACUCUGAUGAUUCUAUUUUUGUACAAAUGUAUAGAAAUUGCUGUUAUUAAUAUUCCGAAAUGAUGUGUGUGUAUGAGUUGUUCACUUUAUGUCUUUAUUUAUUAUGAAUAUUUUUUGUUAUACAGAUGUGUGUUUAUUUCCCUCGCACUGUUCUGCUGUGUUGAGAUGUUCGUGUCAAUAUAUCAGUGAUGAAAUAUUUGCCUGUUGCUGCUUCGCUGUCUGUAAAUUCAGAGUUGGAGUGAGGAGUUUUCCACAAGAUUGUGGCCACUUGUUGUAAAAAAGUGCACUUUCCUAAAUUAAUUUUAGCCAGGGAUCAAACAUUCCUUAAAAAGGAUGAAAAGCUCAACAAUCAAAAUGUAAUUUCAGUGUUGAAACUGCCAUCAUUUCAGGUAAAACAGAUGUUGGUUUCAUGUUGAGAAAUUCGGGGAUUGUUGUAAUUACAAGGUACAUCCUACACUUCCCUUUUAGGAAGCUUCCUAGUUUUGUUUUUGCAGUAAAAUAAGACACUCAACAGAAUGAAUCCUGAUGAAUCCUUAAACCUGCAGAUCUCCAUCUGGGGUUUUUGUAUUUUCAUAAAAAGCCAAGUAGGUAUGACUGUAUUUACGGUGAAAACACUUCUUUGUUAGCAAGGCUGGAGCCAGAACAUUCCAGCCAAAUGUCACACAAAUAGCAACAAAAAUUAAUGUGCAGGUGUAACAUCCUGAAAAGGCAGAGAAUCAAUAAAGAUGUCCACACACGAUGUUCACUCUCUGGCAUCUUUAU
Messenger RNA from Morone saxatilis (striped sea-bass), 5134 nucleotides. It is a transcript of the gene june, whose product is annotated as JunE proto-oncogene, AP-1 transcription factor subunit. The coding region runs from base 356 to 1384 and encodes 342 amino acids. Gene Ontology annotation, molecular function: RNA polymerase II cis-regulatory region sequence-specific DNA binding; DNA-binding transcription factor activity, RNA polymerase II-specific; transcription factor binding. Gene Ontology annotation, cellular component: transcription regulator complex. NCBI's taxonomy places the organism in Eukaryota, Metazoa, Chordata, Actinopteri, Moronidae. Gene Ontology annotation, biological process: regulation of cell population proliferation; regulation of cell cycle; regulation of transcription by RNA polymerase II. The record is from RefSeq and is a predicted model, not a curated record. The transcript has 2 exons.